CUAUUUUGCUUACCAGUAUUUUCAGUUUAGCCGCAUGUGCUUAGAAUAAACAAAUAUAAACAAAACACGCAAAAUAUGGAACUAACAAAACCAUUUUACGACUUUUGCAUACCAUUCAACAAAGAUGACAAGAUCAUGCGAGCCAUACUCAAGGAAUUGGUGGAGCUGGGCUACAAAACAAUUGCCAUUGAUCAAAGCUUUGAUCAUAGCAAGAAAGAGGCAGGCAAACGUGGAUCUGAAAUGUUUCCCGAGCCACAUGCUAUUGAACACUUGCGCAAAGAAUUUAAUGAUAAAUUGAAGAUAUUGCAACGUAUUACAAUUCUUUAUGUGGAUGUUAAUGUUUCCCAUGCCAUGAGUGUAUCCUUAAAUUUACGCAAAUUUAACAUAAUUGCUGGUCAACCUAAAACAGAUGCAGCAUUGACACAUUGUUGUACCACUUUUAAUGGUGAUAUUGUCACCUUUGAUCCUUUGGCUGGCUCCCGUUUGCUGGUAAACCGGAAAGCAUAUCAGGUGGGCGUACGACGUGGUCUUUACUUUGAAAUCAAAUAUUCUCCAGCUAUAGCCGACUCGAAUAAUCGAAAGGAUAUGAUUAAGAUAGCUCAAAAUUAUUGCACCAAGGGGAAAUCAAAAAAUAUCAUAUUUAGCAGCGGGGCUUUAGAUGAUUUUCAACUUCGUGGGCCCUACGAUGUGGCCAAUUUAGCUUUCAUUUUUGGUUUGUCUGAGGAUCAGGGUAAAAAUGCUAUUAAUCGAAAUUGCAGACAAUUAUUUUUACGUGCCGAAUCUCGCCGAUUGGGUAAAACCAUAAUGUUCGUCAAAAGUCAUGGACCAAUAGUUUUUUCAGAUACUUCCGAAGAAGAAAUGAGUGAAGGAGAUGUCGAAAUUAAUAAUGUAAAUGAAAAUGAUCAGACAAAACCCAAUAAAAGACUGAAACUUGGUUAAUGUAUAAAAUUUUUAUUCAAAA
Drosophila willistoni is the source of this 961-nucleotide messenger RNA. RefSeq names its product ribonuclease P protein subunit p30 (gene Rpp30). Gene Ontology annotation, biological process: tRNA processing. Lineage: Eukaryota; Metazoa; Arthropoda; Insecta; Diptera; Drosophilidae. Gene Ontology annotation, molecular function: RNA binding. Bases 76 to 939 code for a protein of 287 amino acids. Gene Ontology annotation, cellular component: nucleolar ribonuclease P complex. The record is from RefSeq and is a predicted model, not a curated record. The transcript is spliced from 5 exons.